Paramisgurnus dabryanus is the source of this 2269-nucleotide messenger RNA. Its product is annotated as zinc finger BED domain-containing protein 4-like. Gene Ontology annotation, molecular function: DNA binding; protein dimerization activity. Lineage: Eukaryota; Metazoa; Chordata; Actinopteri; Cypriniformes; Cobitidae. The record is from RefSeq and is a predicted model, not a curated record.
GAGGGGAGGUGGUAUUACUGCAAAGUACAAUACUACCAAUUUAAUUAAGCACAUCCAGAAACACCAUGCUAAGGAGCACGCUGAAUUCCUGCAGCUCAGCAAAACAAAAGGAGCGGAAAAUACAGCCCAGCAACUAACUUUGCAGGAUGCAUUUCAAAGACGCGAAAAGUUUCCGGCGGAAAGCUUGAAAGCAUCGGCAAUUACACAGAAAGUUUUAGAAUUCAUUGUUUUAGAUGCUCAACCAAUGUCUGUUGUUGAAGAUGAGGGCUUCCGUCGCCUAUUGGAACACCUAGAGCCGAGGUACUCUCUUCCAUCACGCAAAUAUUUUUCCGAGACCGCACUGCCAGAACUGUACAAAAAAGUUUGCGAACACGUCUCGAAAGAGAUUAAAGAUAUACAAGCUAUGAGCUUUACUACUGAUAUAUGGAGCUCUGCUGUGAGUCCAAUGUCGCUUUUAAGUUUAACAGUCCACUGGUUGGACACGAGCUGUACAGCACGCGGUGCGAUGCUUCAAGCAAAAAACUUCCAUGGUUCACACACCAGCGAUACAAUCGCGGCUGCAAUUACGGAUAUACUUGACAAGUGGCACAUUCCUUUGAACAAAGUGCAUGUCAUACUUCGGGACAAUGCAAGUAACAUGAAAAAGGCCAUGGAAAACAUGGGAGUGCGGAGCUUGGGCUGCUUUGCUCACAGCUUGCAGCUCGUAGUCAAUGAGGGACUACUGUCACAACGGAGUGUGAGCGAUGCCAUUGCAAUCGGUAGACAAAUUGUGGGGCAUUUUAAACACUCUCCACUUGCGUAUUCAAGGCUGCAGGAUAUCCAGCUUCAGAUGCAAAUGCAACCUAAACGCCUGCAACAAGACGUCAAAACGAGGUGGAAUUCUACGUACUUGAUGAUACAGAGUCUUCUGGAACAGAAGCGAGUCCUCUGUGCUUACAUUGCUGACCAUGACCUGCCCAGUACACUGACCGCUAACCAGUGGGCUUUGCUAGAAAAAACAAGCAUUGUUCUAGCACCAUUUGAAGAGCUAACACGGAAAGUAAGCUCAUCGACUGCCUCCACCGCUGACGUCAUUCCAGCUGUCACGGUCCUCAAACGCAUCCUUGCUAAAGAAGGCGAUGCAGAUACUGGCAUCAAAACAAUGAAAAAAACCCUGCUUCAAGCUGUCAACAAACGCUUCGACACUGUGGAAGAUGAACCCCUAUAUGCACUUGCCACCCUGCUGGACCCGAGAUAUAAAGACAGAUACUUUACAAGUGCACAAUCUGCAAAGCGUGCAAAAGAUGCACUGACAGGGGAACUAGAGGAAGACCUGAGGAGGAGCACAGCUGGAGCAUCACAGGCCGGACCAUCACAGGCCGCAGAACCACAGGAAAAGUUCCCUCGGGUGGAAGCAGCAGCACCGAGCAGCUUUAUGCAAGAGUUUGAGCAAAUUGUGGAGGAGUCUGAAGAUCCUGGUGCAGCAAGCAGCUCAAGCCCUGCAGUCCAACUGCAUGGUUAUCUUGCAGAGAAAACCAUUGCUACCUCAGACAACCCAUACCAGUACUGGGGAGUCAACAAAUACAGAUUACCUUGCCUUGCUGCCACUGCCACAAAAUACCUCUGUGCCCCCUGCACUAGUGUGGAAAGUGAGCGAGUGUUCAGCACAGUUUCUAACAUUGUGGAUGAAAAGAGAAGUAGGCUUACAGCAGAGAGAGCAGAAAUGCUUGUCUUCAUGAGAAAGAAUUUGCCAUUGCUGAUUAAGUGAGCAUUCACAGGUCAUGUUUAUGAUGGUGGUGUGACACUGCACUACAUGUUUACAAUGUUUGGUUAUUAUUAUUUGUAUGUCUGAUCAAGUUGUUGUUCCGCCAACUUUGUUUAUUCAGCAUUUGUUUAUUACUAAGGUUCAGCUGCUAUGUUGCAUUUUAAAUUCCUGUUUGCAGGAUUUUGCACUUUAUAUUUUUGUUUACAAUGUUUGGUUACUGUUUGAUUACUAUUGUAAAUCUAUUGUUUUGUUUCUUGAGGCGACAUUUUAUUUAUUUUAAUUUAAGAGUUUUAUUACAUUUUAUUUUAUAUUUGAAUGCACAAUUGUUAUUUAUAAGAAUUCAGAUGUUUACAGUGAUUGGUAACUGUCAUAUUACUAUUGUAUGUUUGACCAAUACACAGUUUUUUUCCACUGCUACAUUUUAUUUAUUUAAAGAAGUUUGUUUACAUUCUAUUUUAGAUUUGAAUGCAAAAUUGUUUUUUAAUAAAUAAUAAUUCAACACUUUGCAAACAUCUGUUAUUUUGU